Anneissia japonica is the source of this 2926-nucleotide messenger RNA. RefSeq lists its product as uncharacterized. The transcript has 8 exons. The record is from RefSeq and is a predicted model, not a curated record. Lineage: Eukaryota; Metazoa; Echinodermata; Crinoidea; Comatulida; Comatulidae. Bases 425 to 2269 code for a protein of 614 amino acids.
CUGUGCAUAGUGUAAUGCUUAUAGCUCCAAUCGCAUAGUUUCAGUCGCUAUAGAAUUUUAUGAAACCGCUGUAUAUUUGAUGUUGUCUUAGCUGUGCACAGCAAUGAUGUACAAUAUAAACAGGAUAAAUUCAAAGAUGAAGGAUGAGACUAGGCACAAUGAAAAAAAGAAAAUGAAGAAUACCUGCCUAUGGAUUAGCAAUAACAUAAUUGCCUUGCUUCAAAAUAGCAUUGAAGAACCUAGUUCCAAGAAGGGAAACAAAUGCGGUAUCGGCCCAUACGUGACGUUUGUCAUGCGCAGUAGUAUAGGCCUGUCAUACACGGUGACCAGCAAAUCAGAUAGGUUAAAAGGGAAAUGACAGAGGCUUCAGUCACUGUCAUCAGCAAUGCACGUGUUGACUAUCGUUGUCACCUGAAACAACAAGAUGCCAAUGGCACUCAACACCCAAAGCCACGAACUGCUGCUACAAAAAAGACAAUGUUUCGAAACGUGUGAUUCGGAUUCAUGCGAUGCGCUGAAAGAACCGGUAUUGACUGCAGUUUCAGAUUAUUCCAAUUUGAAAGCAGAGGAGGCAAGGUAUUGCAAGACAUCGAUAAAAAAGAAAACAAGCCAAAAUAAUUAUUCGGACGAAAUUGCUUGUAAAGGUAAAAAGCGAAGUCAGACGAUGGCUCUAAAAUCUUGCGACAAAUAUCAAGAAAACACGAAGUUUGAAGAAACUAGCGAGGAAGAAACAACCGACAAAUUAAAGGAUGUCGUGAAGAAAGAAGACGUCUCUGAUUACUGGACAUUUGAACCAGCCCAUGAAAAUGUUCGGAAUUGGGAGUCAACAUUCAGAGUUUUAUUGAAAGAAAUUAAUCAGUGUCCAAACUUGGACAUCGUGAUCUCUGAUGAUAAACGGAUGGUAGUGGCGCUCGUUACUUCAACAGGUGCGACAAUAAAAUUCGGCCGCGUUGAGUUAACAAUUCCUGAGGGAGCAUUGAAAGAGAAGACGUUUGUGUUUAUAUACAUGUUAGAAUUCACAGAAACCCCUGGAAGUAUCCCACUGUGUCCUGAAGUCAUGUGCGGACCACCAGGCCUUCAGUUCGAAACCUACGUAACACUCACCGUAGAACUAUUCCGUAACCUACCGGUAUCAACCAGGUCACUAUCCACAAAGGCGCUUAUGUUAUGUAAGCAAGAACCUAGUGACUGGAAGACGAUAUCUGAAGCUGAUGGAAGCUCAUUUAUCAAAAACAACCGGUCAUAUACUUUGACCGACCACUUUACCAGAUUUAAAACAGUGCUGGAGGAAACGAAUUCAGACGGCACAGGACGUAAAAUAAAGCGCUUGAUAGAGAUAAGCCUAAGCGAAAGAAAUGUCCACGGGGAAAAAGAGAUCCUGGUAGAAUUCCGGAAGAAUUUCCAGUAUUGUCAACAAAUUGAUUCAGUCCAGUACGGUUACUGUGAUGAAUCUAGCACCAUAAAAAUCGAAGUUGGGGAUCAUCAGGAGGUGACAUUUCCUCACUUUGCUGAAAACCUUCUUAACAUAAACAACAAUUUUUCCGCCGUCAGUUACUCUGCUCCAUUUAAGGAAAUUCCUAUUUUUUGCAAUUUUUACUUGGAUGAAUCCAAAUUCCAAAUGACUCCACAAAAUAGCGAAUUGGAUACGAAUCAGCUUUAUAAGCCUACUAUUAAGAAGCCUCAAACAAACGUGAACAACAUCUGUUUGAAAGAACUCUGUUCCAAAAUUGAUAUGGAAAUGAAUCGUGAAUUUGAAGUGUUUCUCUUGGAAAAUGUAAACGAAAACGAAAAGAAAAUGCCUAGAAACAUUGAGCUCACUGUGAGAAGGUUUCUAUCUGAGAAUGAUGAAAAUUUACAAAAGUUACAAGCCAAGCUACGUGAGUGUGGAAUGGAUGGAGCAGCCGACGCAGUGAAUGCAAUUCCCGUCAAUCCUGCUCGUCGACCUCUUCCCUCAACCUCAACUGAUGAUAUUCAAUCACUAAAUUCAUUAGCAUCUGGAAAUAUUUUUUCUAAUCAAGGAGUGGUAGACUCAAAUUCCGGCUGUGGUCCUUUAGCACUUUCAUAUGGAGUCAACAGAGCCGACGACAAGGGGAAAUGUAGGCCGGAAGAGCGUGAACAACCUGGAAAUGAUGAAGAAGCAAAUCGAAAAAAGAGUGAACAGGAUGGCAAUCCCGAGCCGACUUAUGAAAACGUCAAGCCUGUUCAUAGGCAAAGUGAAUUACAAACAAAGAAGGAACCUACUUAUGUAACGCGAGACAAGAAAAACUAGACUGUAUACCAUGGAUAUAACUCCAUUGGUGUGUAGACCAACCUUCAACACUGUUCAGUGUAUAAUUUACCUAUAAAGAGUACGGUAGUUAUCUUUCAAAUGUAAUGUAUUCCGAGAAGACAACUGUGCAGUGGUCCUAAGAAUAGGCUUACUCCUCCGGCUUGAAUUAUUUCUGAAAUAAACAAUUUAACAGUAGUCAGGGGUGGAUCCAGCAUUUGUCCGACGGGAGGUCCAAUGUCCCCGACCGAGGGGGGGGGGGGGGGGAGGACGAUGUCCCCGACGAGAACUUAAGUAGGCGGUAGUAGUUUCGGAGUAGUCCACGCAAUACCCCAGAAACUAAGAAAAUGUUAACAUUCGACUACUAAUAGGGGGACUAUGUAAAAAUUAAAUAUCGCCAUUUUCCCCCGACGAAUUACGUUUUUCUCCCCGACGGGGUGGAGGGGGAAGUUCUUUCCACACUGCCACUGCCCCUGCUAGAUUCAAGGAUCCGCGAAGUAAGAAAUUUGGUUAAAUCAGGUUACCAUAUCAGAAUGCUACAUGUCCGAUACUGGCAAACGUUCUUGUUCUUUUUCCGCUCAACAUUUGCGAACCCUCUUCCACCUAAGCUUCGACUAACUAAUGUUCAAUACUGAUGCUUUCAAGACGCGGUCUUCAAUA